AUGGCGAAUAAUUUUUUAGGAAACCUAGCAACUUUAUAAUCCCUGAAAAUUUUUAUAUUAAAUGAUAAAUAGAUAGAUUCAACAUAACUCAAACAUUUUAGUUCCAGCAAUUUUCUUACAACCAGAACAUAAGUGAAUUUUAUUUUUACACUAAUUUAAGCAGCAAGGCAACCAAAAUAAUGGGAAAAAUAAAAGAAAAACUAUGAUCGAUACCUAAAUUGUUCCCUUUCCUACCUAAUGUUUAAUUAUUGUGAAUCCAAUCUUGUCACAAAAAGAGCAUUUGAUAUUUACUGAAUUGCUGGCUCCUUCAGCAGUCACUAAGUUUGAAUUAAGAACUCCAG
Molecule: messenger RNA, 341 nt
Organism: Paramecium octaurelia
Lineage: Eukaryota; Ciliophora; Oligohymenophorea; Peniculida; Parameciidae
Source: the annotation of a GenBank genome assembly